AUGAAGCUUCCCCCAGCCGAUGUGUUGGCGACAUGGCCAACACCGAAUUAUAUUGACCCUACCACCCGUGGGGAUUCUGUCCUUGUCGUGACCAUCGUCUUUUCCGCCAUAGCUUUUGUCAUCACUUGCCUCAGACUUUAUACUCGCAUCAAGAUAACAUGCAGCCCCGGCAUCGACGACAUUCUUAUCGUAGUCGCGCUAGCUUUUACGAUUGCGAUGUGCGUGGUCAUUUGCUUAGCCACUGAACGACAUGGAUGCAACCGACAUAUAUGGGACGUCCCCUUGGAAUGGCUUCCAACUGCCUCCAAAUUCAACCUCCUCUUUCAAAUCCUCUUUUCCCUAUCAUCCAGCAUCACGAAGCUCGCGCUAUUAUGGUUUUGCAAACGACUACUCGGAGCCGGUAGCAAGGGCCUCUAUACCACAUACAAUAUAGUGUUGAUCGGGGCAAUGGUCUUGGUGGCACUGCUGUGUAUUAUCUUUUUGUUUGUAUGCAUUUUCCAAUGCAGCCCGAUUCAUGCCUACUGGGACUUUCAGCCUACAUACCCUCAUCACUGUCUAAAUGACGGGGCCGUUGUAUUCGCCGCUAGUGUCGUCAAUAUCUUUACCGACUUCAUAUCCACGGUCAUCCCGAUGCCGUUGAUCUGGAAUCUUAAACUCCCGGCCCGGCAGCGAAUUGCUGUGAUGUCCAUUUUUAGCCUUGGAAUCGUGGUCAAUGUUGCCGGCACCGUUCGGACAGUCUAUGUUUAUAAGAGUAUGAUCGCCUCAUACGACAUGACUUGGUUCGGCUGGCCGGUCUUUCUCGCUGCAUCAAUAGAGAUCAAUCUGGGAUUGGUAUGUCUAGCAAAAUUCCUUUCGGCAAACGUUUUCUAA
Molecule: messenger RNA, 870 nt
Organism: Aspergillus oryzae RIB40
Lineage: Eukaryota; Fungi; Ascomycota; Eurotiomycetes; Eurotiales; Aspergillaceae
Exons: 3
Coding region: 1-870 (289 amino acids)
Source: RefSeq, a predicted model, not a curated record